Molecule: messenger RNA, 1059 nt
Organism: Austrofundulus limnaeus
Lineage: Eukaryota; Metazoa; Chordata; Actinopteri; Cyprinodontiformes; Rivulidae
Product: gamma-aminobutyric acid receptor subunit rho-2
Biological process (GO): monoatomic ion transmembrane transport
Cellular component (GO): membrane
Molecular function (GO): transmembrane signaling receptor activity; extracellular ligand-gated monoatomic ion channel activity
Source: RefSeq, a predicted model, not a curated record
CCUCCUCAAUGUAAGGACCAAUCAGAGCCCGCCCCUCCUCAAUGUAAGGACCAAUCAGAGCCCGCCCCUCCUUAAUGUAAGGACCAAUCAGAGCCCGCCUCUCCUCAGUGUAAGGACCUAUCAGAGCCCGCCUCUCCUCAGUAUAAGGACCAAUCAGAGCGCUCCUCCGGCUCCAUCACUCCGUCUUUGGAAGGUUGCCGGUGGGCGCUGCACUGGUUCAGCCCAGACUCGGAGCUCUGAGGAGGGGAUGUAGUGGUCUCAGAGCCCCCCUCAGGACGCCAGCCUCCCACUGAACAUCAUGCUGUGCUCUGGCAGGUCCCUGCAGGUCCUGGUCCUGUGGCUGACCCUGAUCCUGACCGUGGACUCCCGGAGGACCCGGAGCAGGACAAAGCGCUGGUCUGCAGGAAUGCUUCUGUCCAAGAAGAUUAUGGAUGGCACCAAAUCGCAAAAGCUAAAGACCAGCCACCUCCUGCGCAUCGAUGAGCAUGACUUCACCAUGAGGCCAGCGUUUGCAGGUCCUGCAGUUCCUGUAGGAGUAGAUGUUCAAGUGGAGAGCUUGGACAGUAUAUCUGAGGUAGAUAUGGACUUCACCAUGACUUUGUAUCUACGACACUACUGGAAGGACGAGAGAUUAGCCUUCCCGAGUGCCACCAACAAGAGCAUGACAUUUGAUGGACGCCUUGUGAAAAAAAUCUGGGUGCCUGAUGUGUUCUUCGUCCAUUCCAAGAGGUCCUUCAUCCACGACACCACCACUGACAACAUCAUGCUGAGGGUCUUUCCAGAUGGUCAUGUUCUGUACAGCCUGAGAGUAACUGUUACUGCUGCCUGCAACAUGGAUUUCAGUCGUUUCCCUCUGGACUCACAGACCUGUACCCUGGAGCUGGAGAGUUUUCUACAGCAGCACAGGCUCGUACAACCGUUUGUACAUCAACUUCACUCUGAGGCGCCACAUCUUCUUCUUCCUGCUGCAGACCUACUUCCCUGCGACUCUGAUGGUCAUGCUGUCCUGGGUGUCCUUCUGGAUCGACCGCAGGGCCGUCCCUGCCAGAGUGCCACUCG